Messenger RNA from Ctenopharyngodon idella (grass carp), 4591 nucleotides. RefSeq names its product proteoglycan 4. The record is from RefSeq and is a predicted model, not a curated record. NCBI's taxonomy places the organism in Eukaryota, Metazoa, Chordata, Actinopteri, Cypriniformes, Xenocyprididae. The transcript has 19 exons. The coding region runs from base 208 to 3801 and encodes 1197 amino acids. Gene Ontology annotation, cellular component: plasma membrane. Gene Ontology annotation, biological process: protein localization to plasma membrane; integrin-mediated signaling pathway; T cell receptor signaling pathway. Gene Ontology annotation, molecular function: protein binding.
AACCUCAUUCCAGUCUGAGGGCCAAUGGGCGAGUUCUCGCUUUAUGUGCUUUUUAUCCUCUGACAACUGCGACACAACAACAUUUUAUUUGUACAUGCUGGAUCAUUUUGAAUCAUAAAGGAAUAACUGAAUGGAUUAUUAAUUAUGAGGGGUUGAGGAAAGAGAAUUACCUCUUUUUGAUGAACUGCUGGAAACCUUUGAGUCAGAAUGAUGGAACAGGAUGAAUCAAUAGACUUUAAAACCCUGAAGGCACGGUUCCAGGGUGAAAAUGGUCUGAAGAUCCAGACUAAACCUAUCAUCCCAGAGAAACCCAAAACCAUCCCUCAGCCGACAAAAGCCAGCAAUUCUUUAAUCUCAACUAUCAAUGCUGUUGCGCAAAAUGGGAUGCAUCAUGCACCACGAGUAGUCUUCAAAGAUGACAAAAAUCUCAGUCGCCAGCUCUCUCCACCCUGGGGAGUAAAGACUAGAGAGAACCAGCCCAUCAAUAAUGCUGAACUGCAGGACAAUAACCAGAAGAAGGAAGUCGACACUGUAAAGCAGAGUAUGAAAGACAAGAAGCUUCCACUGGUUCUGCCAGUGGCUCCCAAAAAAGCUGAAAUCCCAGAGCCCGAAUCCAGCCCACUUACACCUGCGUCCGUUUCACCAUUCAAAGUGUCAACACCCAAAAAGUUUGUAUUUAGCCCUCAAAAAACUAGAAAAGAUGAAUGCGAGAAGACGGGCCCUGCAAAGGAGGUAAACAGUGCCAAAAAAUCUUUGAAGGACAGGAAUCUUCCACUGGUUCUGCCAGUGCCUCCCAAAAAAUCUGAAACCCCAGAGCCUGAAAAAACUAGCAAAGAUGAGAAUGACAAGACAAACACUGUAAAGGAGGUCGACAUUGCUAAAAAGUCUCUGAAGGACAGGAAUCUUCCACUCGUUCUGCCAGUGGCUACAAUAAAAGCUGAUACCCCAGAGCCUGAACCCAGCCCCCAUACACCUGUUUCCAUUUCACCAGUCAAAGUGUCCACACCCAAGAAUUUUGAAUUUACAACUCAAAAAACUAGCAAAGAUAAAAAUGAGAAGACAGAUACAGUGGAAACCCCAACACCAGCUAGUCGUACCCCUGCUCCAAGUCAAUCUGCUCCUGCUGGCCCAUCUGUAACAGCCAACCCCCCUUCUGAAAGUGUACCUGUUGUCCCUAAGGCUGUUGUCCCUACUCAGACUUCAUCUGGAGCACUACCUGCCCCCAACAUUCCUGCCCUAAGUAUUCCUGCCCCAAGUAUUCCAGCCCCAGGUAUUCCGACCUCUGCCAGCCCUGAGACAAAGAUUCCUGAACCAGCCAUUCCAACACCAGUCAUUCCCUCUCAAGCUCUUCCUAAAUCAAAGACUUCUAGUCCAGAAACCUCUACUUCAACUGCUUUUGACACUGAACCUUUUAAACCAAAUAUAAAUAUACUCUCUUUAUCAGAAUUAUUUCCUCCCCCUGAAGGAAGCCCACCUCCAGAAUUCACUGAAAUUCCUCCCCCUCUUCUUUAUGAAGAUUUUCCUGAUGGAGACUUUUCUGAGCAAGCUAUACCCACUCCAGCGAUCCGUACAUUUAUCGACCCAGUUCCCAGGAGUCCAGUUGUCUCCAGGUCAGCCUCCCCUGCCCCGUCCACCCCUCCGGCGGUAUCUCCAGAGCCCUUGAUGAAGCCCCUAGAAUAUACACCUAGUCCAGACUCCAGACUUACAGUCUCAAGCCCUCCUCCAGAUGUUCAUACUCCAGCUGCACCUGUAUACGUGGUACUGGAGAAUGCAAAAGCUCUUACUGACAAUAAAGCUAUUAACCCAGAGAGGACUAAGGAGGACCAGUCCUCAUCCAAGCAGCUUUCACCCUUCUCAGCCUUGGCGAGAGCGGAGGAGAUGGCCUCGGUUAAACGGGCACCAAAUGAUAGCCGAAUAUUUAACAUUUUGGAGAGGGCUAAGAGAAAGAGCACAGUGAGCCAGUUGGCUACCACACCUGAAAACACAAUCCCACUUGAGACAGCUACACCCGAGAUUCCUCUGCCUGAAACUUCCACACCUCUGCCUGAGACUGUCACAACUGAGAUGACUCAACCUGAUGUAGCUACACCUGAAAAAGCCCCACCACAGCUUGUCCCAACUGUAGAACAACUACCUGAGGAAGCCCCACCUGUACCAGAAGUGUUUGAUAUCCCAAAACUCCCUCCAGUUGACUAUGUGGAUCACUCUUGGGUGCCACCUACCCACCCACCUGAAACUGCCAAGGUUAAUGGCCUUGAUCACAGGGUGGUGACAGUGGUCAAAAAUGUGCAUCCCCCUCCCCCACCACCUAGGAAGGCUCUGCCAGCCACACCCAGUGUGGACCCCCCAGUUGAGAAACCAACUCAGUCUCCUGCCAGAAACCUCCAGAUUCCCACAACACCAUCUAUACCUCUAGAAACACAUGAAAAUUCACUACAUAACUCAUUUGAAGAGGGAUUUUAUGAAGAUGUUGAGGAACCUGAGGCUCCAGCAGUUUCUACCUUCAGGCCUCCAUCAACACCAUCAUCAGAUUCUAGUUCCAAAAGCCCAGUUUCAAUUCACGAGGAAGCAUUCCUGAAACAGUUGAGCACAAAACAACAGGUGAAAGAAGAUGUGUUUCUGAACAAGCGGGAUAAAGACAUUGUGGAUGUGGAUUACGCAUCUGUGAACUCAGGCUCUCUAAAUCCAGACACUCAAGCUGCUGUGCUUCAGGACUCGGUGCGAAGCUCACCUGCCUUGUCUCCAUCAGGGACCCUUGAAAGAGGUCACAAUGUUGAUGAAGAACACGCAGACAGUAAAAGGGGCAAAACACAAAAGAAUAAGAAACAGAAAGGACCUCCAAAAAAUCCAUAUGCUGAUGCAGCGGCUGCAGUGGUGGAGGCUCCCAAGAAAGGCUUGUUCUCCAGGAAGAACUCAGCAAAAGCGGCAGAGGAAAAAGAACUAAAGAAGAAAGAGAAACAGCGUGAAAAGGAAAAAGAAAAAGAGAAGGAAAGAGAGAAGAAGGAGCAGAAAGAAAGGGAAAAGAAGGAAAAUGAAACGAGGAAAAAAUUUAAGAUCACAGGCCAGGAAGAGGCCAUGUAUCAAGUUAAAGUGAUCGAGGACUGUAAGGGCCGUAAAAACGACCUGCCGGUGAAGGUUGGAGACACCGUGAGCAUCAUCCGUACCAACAAUUGCCCUAAAGGGAAAUGGCUGGCUAAGGACAGCAACAACAAAUACGGUUAUGUCCCAGUGGAGAGUAUGGAUUUGAACAUCAGUGGAAUUAUGGAGCUGGGGAAGAUGACAACAGCAUCUAACAGAUCCAACGGCAAUGGACACAAAAACACAGAGGCCACCAGUACAAACAGCAGGACCUCAGAGCAUUAUGACGUGAGCCAUGAGAGCUUCUCAGAAGACAGUGAGGAGUGGACAGCAGAUGAUGAUGACCCCGUGUUUGGCUCUGCCAAUGAAACCUCACACAUAAGGCUGAAUCAGUCACUGGCCACACCAGCUCAAGGUCCUGUCGAGCCAAACGAAACUGAUUCAGCUUACAUGAGCGUGCAACCAAAACCGGAAGCCCUUCAAAGACUAUCCACAUUCUUUAUGCAACCAACACCCUCUCAACUUCCCCUGCAAGACAACAAACCACUAAUUCCAGAGCCUAAACCAGCACAUGAAGAGGAUCCUGGCAGCUUAAAUAAAGAGGAAGAUGAUUUAGAUGUCUCACAAAUCCAGUUUCUUCCUCCUCCGGAUCUGUAUGCAGACAUCAUAGCUGGAGACUCUAUGCCUAUUUACAGCAAGCCAAUCAAACUCAUCUCAAAAUAGACGAAUAGCUCCGGCUGCGAGAGGGAAAGAUGGACUGCGCUGGAUCUUCACUCUGAGUUCAUAACCCUCCUGUGGGGAGUGUUUUGAUGAGUACCACAGUAAAUGUCACCCACACAAGCUCAAGAAGAGAUGUGUCUGUCAAGUGGGAAGAAUUAUGUUUGUGAUUGUUCAUCUGUCUGUAAAUGGCUGCAGGCGAGUUCUUCUAUAUUCAUGUAUAUUUUGUGCAUUCUGUGUGAAAAAUACCAAUGCGUGGAGCUGUGAGAAGCUCUUCAGAUUAUUUACACCCUUACAUAUAUAUAUAUAUAUAUAUAUAUAAAUCAUGCAUUCUGUUGCAAAGACAGUCUGUGUCUAGUCUGAGGUUGUCUAAUUAGUUUAAAAGGUUCAUAAUUGAACACUUGCAUUCAAAGCUGACAGAUCAAUGUGAGAGCUUAUGCAUGUUAAAACAGCUUGGCAUUUGGGUUUGGUUUUAACAGUGCAUUGCAAAGUAAACAUUUAUAUGCAGUUCCUAAGUCAGCAUUAUAUUUUUGCAGUGUAAUUUACUUUAGGAUUGCAACCUUAAGGUUUAUAUAACCAUGCUCUGUAUUUGUAUUAGAUGAAUUAGUAUUAUAUUAUUUGUUUCAUAUUUUACAAGCAGUACCUUGCGUUUAAGUAUUCCCAGUCUUCAGGGCUACUCUACAUUAGGGGAAAUAUGCUGAUGCUUGUAGAGCAAGUUUGAGUGCUGUUUAUUUAGUCAUUCUACUGCAUGUACUAAAUUUUCUGGUGCAGACAAUAAAUGUCACAGUUGUGUAAA